GAGGAGGCGGAAGAGGAGCUGUCGGAGGGGGGAGGAGGGAGGGAGGAAAAAGAGGAGGAGGCGGAGGAGAACUGAGCUGAGCAGAGCAUCGAGCCAAAGGGGAGAUGAGUUUGUCUGUCCUCGGCUGAGGCUCCGGCCGGGCCUAGGGAAGUGGGAGCACGGGUUGGAGCGACACCCGUGGAAGUGGGAGGAGGUGGCUCUGGGACUUUAACCCCUUGUGGGCUCUGCGGCAGGGGAUUUAACCCUUUGUGGAUCCGGCCCCUCGGAGUCAGCGUCAUCGGGUAGUUUUAACCCCUUCGGGGCUGGGUUUAACCCGUUGGAUUUAACCUAAUCUCCUUGCCCACCAACUCCUUGAUCGCGGGGUCGCUCUGCGGGGAGGCUUGAGGCCCACCCCCUCUGCACAAUACCUACUGUUCCUGCUGCUGCACCCCCUUGGACCCGCUAGCCGGCCGCGCUGUGGGCCCUUAACCCUUUACUGACUUGAGCGCCCCCAAAUUGCAUUUGGAGUUUGCUGACAGAAGGAUUGGCUGAAGGCAUCACUGCAGGAAUUACAGACAGAAGAGGACUGUGUUGGACAUUUUUGAAAGAAAAGAAAACCCUUUUUUCCUCAAGGACUUACAGCCAAAAUUCUUCAAACUCCGAGAAGAGGAUUCUGUUAGCAAUGGCCGAGCCACUCUUGUCAGAGUAUCAGCACCAGCCUCAAACUAGCAACUGUACAGGUGCUGCUGCUGUCCAUGAAGAGCCGAACUCUGAUCGCCCCCCAGACGCGGAGGAGCGGGUGCCCGAGGAGGACAGUAGGUGGCAAUCGAGAGCGUCCCCCCAGUCGGGUGGCUCUCCGGGGCAGGGCGGGGAAGGGAGCCCGGAGCUCCAGCCGCCUCCCGUGCAGACCCAGGUCUGCCCAGAAUCCAGCUGUCCGGAAGCGGGUGAGAGGGGCCAGAAUGGGGACGACUUGUCCGCUGGCGGUGCCCCCCAGCCGGCGGCAGGAGGGGAACAGAGGCCGAAGGCCAACAAGUUGGGGGCUUCUGCCGCAGGGGGCGAGGAGGCGUGGGGACAGCAGCAGAGACAGCUGGGCAAGAAAAAACAUAGGAGACGCCCCUCCAAGAAGAAGCGGCAUUGGAAACCGUACUACACGCUGACCUGGGAGGAGAAGAAAAAGUUCGAUGAGAAACAGAGCCUGCGAGCUUCGAGGAUUCGAGCCGAGAUGUUCGCCAAGGGCCAGCCAGUGGCUCCCUAUAACACCACGCAGUUCCUCAUGGAUGAUCACGACCAGGAGGAACCGGAUCUUAAAACCGGCCUCUAUCCCAAACGGGCCGCUGCCAAAUCUGACGACACCAGCGAUGAGGACUUUAUGGAAGAAGCGGGCGAGGAGGAUGGGGGCAGCGACGGGAUGGGAGGAGACGGCAGCGAGUUUCUGCAGCGGGACUUCUCGGAGACCUACGAGCGGUACCACGCGGAGAGCCUGCAGAACAUGAGCAAGCAGGAGCUCAUCAAAGAGUACCUGGAGCUGGAGAAGUGCCUCUCGCGCAUGGAGGACGAGAAUAACCGGCUGCGGCUGGAAAGCAAGCGGCUGGGCGGCGACGACGCGCGUGUCCGGGAGCUGGAGCUGGAGCUAGACCGGCUGCGCGCCGAGAACCUCCAGCUGCUGACGGAGAACGAACUGCACCGGCAGCAGGAGCGAGCACCGCUGUCCAAGUUUGGAGACUAGACUGAAACUUUUGGGGGGGAGGGGGGCAAAGGGGACUUUUUACAGUGACGGAAUGUAACAUUAUAUACAUGUGUAUAUAAGACAGUGGACCUUUUUAUGACACAUAAUCAGAAAAGAAAUCCCCCCUGGCUUUGGUUGGUUUGGUAAAUUUAGCUAUGAUGUAGCUUGUGUGCUUUCUCCUGUUCUUUAAUUAUGUGAAACUGAAGGGUUGCUUUUCUUGUUUUCCUUUUUAGGAGCUUUUUUUUCUUUUUUAAUGUGUAAUUUGACCAAGUUAUAAAGCAUUUUUCUGUUAAAAAUCCCCUCCUUAAGUGGAGCUAUAAGGUGGCCAAAUCUGAGAACCAUUAAAUUCAUUCUAGUUAUAAUAAAUUUAAUAUUUGUAAAUGUAAUGUAGUUUCAGUGUGAUUUCUAGAGCUAAUUCAGAAUAGUACUGAUUUAUGUGAUUGCGUUUUUUGGGGGGUAAAGGAAUCAUCUAAUUUGUCCAUUUUCAAAAAACAAUCUUUAAUGGGAGAAUUUUCAAUUUGCCCAGUUUUCCCUUGAAUGGGUUUUAGUGUGCUACAAUAUACAGUUCCGGCAAAAUAUAAAGAUUUAAUUAUCUUCAA
This is a messenger RNA of Physeter macrocephalus (sperm whale), 2304 nucleotides long. It is a transcript of the gene HEXIM1, whose product is annotated as HEXIM P-TEFb complex subunit 1. The transcript has a single exon. Gene Ontology annotation, biological process: negative regulation of transcription by RNA polymerase II; negative regulation of cyclin-dependent protein serine/threonine kinase activity. The record is from RefSeq and is a predicted model, not a curated record. Gene Ontology annotation, molecular function: 7SK snRNA binding; cyclin-dependent protein serine/threonine kinase inhibitor activity. The coding region runs from base 662 to 1705 and encodes 347 amino acids. NCBI's taxonomy places the organism in Eukaryota, Metazoa, Chordata, Mammalia, Artiodactyla, Physeteridae. Gene Ontology annotation, cellular component: nucleus; cytoplasm; nucleoplasm.